This is a messenger RNA of Dibothriocephalus latus, 861 nucleotides long. Lineage: Eukaryota; Metazoa; Platyhelminthes; Cestoda; Diphyllobothriidea; Diphyllobothriidae. The record is from the annotation of a GenBank genome assembly.
AUUUACAAACUCCGCUGUGAGUACUUCAAGGGCUUCUGGAACAUCGUGGACAUACUGAUUUUCAAGUAUGUGAGCUUCAAUAAGACAAUGAACCAACUCAACCUCACUCUGGGACAGUGCGCAAAGGACAUUGCCGGUUUUGGCGUAAUGUUCUUCAUCGUCUUUUUUGCCUUUGCCCAACUGGGCUACCUCGCCUUCGGCACGCAGUCAGUAGCAGCCCAGCGAAAGAUUAAGUCAGACCUCGCGUGCAACCGAGAUCCCCACCAGCUCCUUGACCCAGUGAUCAACCUACCCCGACUCAAGUCAUUAACCCUGUUCCGCAUAAUACUCGGUGACUUCGACUUUCAAGCCCUACACGAAGCCAACAGGGUACUCGGCCCCCUCUACUUCCUCGUCUACAUCUUCUUCGUCUUCUUCGUCCUCAUCAACAUGUUCAUUGCCAUUAUCAAUGACACCUACCUGGACGUGAAGUCCAACCUCCUGAACCAGCCGAGUGAGGUGCAGAUGAAGACCUUCUUUAAAAAGCGUUUGAAGGAAAUUCGAACAAAGACGAAGCAGAAGAAGGCUCAACUACGCGAGAUUCAAAACGUCCUUGACGCCGUUGAUACCGAGGGACAGGAUAUGACCAUCGAGGACUUCAAGUCCGAAAUGAAGGACUCCGCAGGUGGUCUCACGCUGGAACAGGUAUUCAAGAAGGGUGACAUAAACGGUGACAUGAAGCUGAGCGCGGAGGAACGGUCGGCACUGAAGAAGACUUUGGAAAGCAAAAAGGUAAGUAACCAUUUCGCCUUGGCUACCGAACUCUACCAUCGUCUCGAUACCAGCAUGGUUUUGCACCGUUACUUUAUCUCUGCCGGUUAG